Messenger RNA from Rotaria sp. Silwood1, 1158 nucleotides. NCBI's taxonomy places the organism in Eukaryota, Metazoa, Rotifera, Eurotatoria, Philodinida, Philodinidae. The record is from the annotation of a GenBank genome assembly.
AUGUGUUUUAAUUAUUUUGAUUUCUAUCAAUUAUAUGAAACAUUUUUUUGUUUAAAUCAACGUUUUAACAAAUUAAUUCUAUAUGAUGCAAAAAUUCAUGUUGAUUUUGGUGCAAUUCCAAAUGGAAAAUUUUUAACAUUUUGUUUUAAUUUAAAUCAGUUAACAAAUACAAAUAAAAACUAUCCAUUAUCAAUUCAGGCUGAUAAUGAAUAUCAAUUUAAUAUAUUUUUCGAAGAUGAUUUAUUCAAAGAUAAAUUUUCUAAACUAAAAUCAUUAACAAUAAAUGAUAUAAAACUUGCAACAUUAAGCAACACAAUAUUUGACAAAAAGAUAAAAUUAUAUGAAACAUUAGAACGAUUAAGUUUAAUGGAAGAUAUCAGUGGAGAAAGCUAUGAAAUAGAAGAAUUAUGUAAUAAUUUAAUAUCAUCAAAAAUGAAAUCAUUAAAAUAUUUGAAUUUGAAUUUUGAAAUACAUGAGUGUGAAUGUGAACAUGAUGUGUACAAACGUGAAGAUUAUGUUGAUUUGAAUUUUGAAGAAUUAUCGAUAAGAAAAAACUCAUUAAAUAAUUUAGAAACAGUUAUUAUUGGUUAUAUUCCUAAAAAUGAUUGUGAUUUUUCAACAACAAGAAUAUCGUUUUAUUCAUUGGCUGAAAAGUUAUUACCUUGUCUACCAAAAUUAAAGAAUUUAAUUAUAAAUUCAGUUUAUUUAGAUUCAUAUGAUGAUCAAUACUAUCAACGUAAAAGAAUGCGUGUAAAGAUCAUGGAAAAUGCAAAUCCAGCAAGCAUGCUGAGACUUGAAUUGGAUCAAAAUGAAGCAAUAUCAUUAGAAUAUUUACAAUUGUAUUUCAAGGAAGCAAGUGGUCUAAAGUUUCAAGAUGUUUCAACAGGAGAAUGGAACACCGUAUUAUUCAAAAAUGGACACUUCUUAUUUAAUAGAGAUGAUGCUAAUGCAGAUACAAUGUUUGUUGUUCAUCGUCGAGUCGAUACAACAUUAACUCAACCAAAAACAACAACACUAGUGACAAUACCUGACCGUAGGAAUUCAACACCACCAAUAACAACAAGAAGAACCUGCAAAGCAUACAUCAAGUUAGCUGCUGAUUAUUUAUUAGGUUUUUGGUUUGCCAAUAGCAGUACUCCGUAUGAAAAAUUACAAUAA